GUCACAACACCGCCGAGUAAGAUGGCCGCCAUCGUCUCCACCGCCGCCACCGCGGUCCGCGUCAACGCCAAGGCUGCCGGCAUCAAGACCACCGGCUCGUCUCGCGCGGCGUUCCUCUCCCGCAAGGCUGCGCGCUCCGUCGCCGCCGUCGCCGCGACGCGCAAGGUUGCGACGCGCGCGGUCGUCACCGAGACCACCGCGGAGUCGUCCGCGGAUUCCGCCGAGCUCUACAAGGAGUUCGAGCGCCUCCUCGUGGACUACCAGUUCUCCUACAAGGUUGGCGACCGCGUGACCGGCAAGGUGUUCCACUGCGACGCGAAGGGCGCUUGGGUGGACAUCGGCGCCAAGGCUGCCGCGCUCUGCCCCGGAUCCGAGGCUUCCCUCGCGCAGGCCCGCAACGCCGCCGCGGUUUUCGACAUCGGCGAGGAGUACGAGUUUGAGAUCAUCCGCGACGACGACGGCGACGGAUCCCUCACCCUCUCCGUCCGCAAGAUUCAGCUCGAGGCUGCGUGGAACAGGUGCCGCGAGAUGCAGGCCAACGACGAGGCUGUCAACUCCGUCGUCCUCUCCGUCAACCGCGGCGGCCUCCUCGUCGAAGUCGAGCACCUCCGAGGUUUCGUCCCCCAGUCGCACAUUGCCAUGCGCGUGCCCAACCGCGACGAGCUCAUCGGCCAGUCCGUGCCCGUCAAGUUCCUCGAGGUUGACGAGGAGAAGAACCGCCUGGUGAUGUCCAACCGCCUCGCCACGGACGUCGUCAGCGGCGAGGGCCUCGGCGUCGGCGACGUGUGCAAGGGUGUCGUGCAGGCUGUGAAACCCUACGGCGCGUUCGUCGACGUCGGCGGCGUCUCCGGCCUCUUGCACAUCUCCCAGAUCUCCCACGACAGGAUCGUCGCCGUGGAGAACGUGCUCGCGCCCGGCGACGAGCUCAAGGUGCUCAUCCUGAGCAAGGAUGCCGAGCGCUCCAGGCUGUCGCUCAGCACCAAGAAGCUCGAGCCCUCCCCCGGUGACAUGCUCCGCAACCCCGCGCUCGUGUUUGAGAAGGCUGACGAGAUGGGCAGGCUGUUCCGCGAGCGCGUGGCGGCCGCCGAGGCUGCCGCGCAGGCUGAGGAGGGUGCCGUGCAGGGGGAGAUGGCCGGUAUGGAGGUGAGCAAGAGCGCGGAUGAGGAGUCCGGCGAGGAGGCGUAA
This is a messenger RNA of Micromonas commoda, 1185 nucleotides long. RefSeq lists its product with no specific name. The transcript is spliced from 3 exons. NCBI's taxonomy places the organism in Eukaryota, Viridiplantae, Chlorophyta, Mamiellophyceae, Mamiellales, Mamiellaceae. The record is from RefSeq and is a predicted model, not a curated record. Gene Ontology annotation, molecular function: mRNA binding; structural constituent of ribosome. Bases 22 to 1185 code for a protein of 387 amino acids. Gene Ontology annotation, biological process: translation.